Colius striatus (speckled mousebird) is the source of this 6145-nucleotide messenger RNA. RefSeq names its product transmembrane protein 201 (gene TMEM201). NCBI's taxonomy places the organism in Eukaryota, Metazoa, Chordata, Aves, Coliiformes, Coliidae. Gene Ontology annotation, biological process: nuclear migration along microtubule. Bases 42 to 2045 code for a protein of 667 amino acids. Gene Ontology annotation, cellular component: nuclear inner membrane. The transcript is spliced from 11 exons. The record is from RefSeq and is a predicted model, not a curated record. Gene Ontology annotation, molecular function: actin filament binding; lamin binding.
CCACAGUCGCCGCGGCCGCGGCCCGUGCUGGGGGGAGCGGCAUGGAGGGAACCGCGGCGCUGCUGGCCCGCUGCCCCGCCGGCGGGCUGGGCGUCACCGUCUGCGCCGCCGCUGCCGGGCUGCUGCUCUACCGCAUUGCGCGGAGGAAGAAGCCCACACACGUGACAGUGAACUGCUGGUUCUGCAACCAGGACACGGUAGUGCCAUAUGGGAAUCGCAACUGCUGGGAUUGCCCCAACUGUGAGCAGUACAACGGGUUCCAAGAGAAUGGAGACUACAACAAGCCCAUCCCAGCUCAGUACCUGGAACACCUUAACCAUGUUGUAUCAGGUGGUACGACUUUCUGUGAUCCUACCAAACCACAGCAGUGGGUGAGCAGCCAAGUUCUGCUUUGCAAGAAGUGCAACAACCAUCAGACCACGAAGAUCAAACAGCUGGCUUCAUUCUCACCAAGGGAGGAGGGCAAAUAUGAUGAGGAGAUUGAGGUGUAUAAGCAUCAUCUAGAACAGACCUACAAGCUGUGCCGUCCAUGCCAGGCUGCGGUGGAGUAUUACAUAAAACAUCAGAACCGGCAGCUCCGGGCACUGCUGCUCAACCACCACUUCAAACGCCGUGAGACAGACAAGAACUAUACUCAGAAUUUAUGUUCAUCAUCCUCUUCUGCUUCCAUUACGACACCGACUCAGGUGAUAUUUCUGCGGUUCUUGGCCUUCCUCAGCUGCGCGUUCCUGGUUCUGAUGGCCGUGUAUGGAUCAGGUGACCCCUUCUCACUCAGUGCUGCAGUCCCUGCUCCGGUCUCCUCCGGUCCAGCGUCUGUUUGGAACAGGACUGACACAAGCUCACAUGCAGGCUUGGCCAAUGACACUUCCGUGGUGGUGGCAAGCUGGCGGGAGCUGCUCCGCCUGCUGCCGAAGCAGGUGGUGGAGAACCUGAGUGCUGCAUGGGCUUAUGGGAAGAAUCAUCAGAUGGCAGUCGCUGUCCUUGGGCUCUUCACCUGCCUGCUGGCCAUGUUCCUGGCUGGGUGGAUCAGGCUCCGGAGGAUCGAUGCAUUUGCUUCAGUCUUGUGGUUCGUAGUGAUGACUCUGCAUUUAGCUGAGAGGUACCUGAAGACAGAAACACCCAACUGGCUUGACACAGCCAAAUUUGGCACCACGUCCUUGUGCUGCUUGGUGGGCUUCACCGCAGCAGUGGCCACGCGGAAAUCAACGGGCCAUCGGAGACUCCGGCCCCGAAGGUACCUUUCUGGGGAUUCCAUUACUCUCUUUCCCACUGGCUCUGGGACUGGCUUCCCUUCCUCUGCUACGUCCCUCUUUGUCCCAACACCACCCAGUAUUCUCCAGCUGACAGCCCAACAGCUCUUCAGAUCUCCACACAGAACUUCUUCUUCCUCUCUUCCCGGCCGUCUCAACAGGGCACUCUCACUGGGUACCAUCCCCUCCUUGGCCAGAGCAGAUUCUGGCUAUUUAUUCAGUGGAAGUCGACCAGCCUCACAGUCCUCUCAAUGCAAGGAAUCUCCCACAUCAGAGCACUUCUCCCUGCUGUCAGGCAGCUCUGCUCCCUCCCGCAUCCCCUCCCCGGCACCGUCGGUCGCUGGCUCUGUGACUUCCAGCUCGGGUUCCCUGCGGUACCGCCGGCCACUCAUCAGCCCUGCCCGCCUCAACCUCAAAGGACAGAAGUUGCUGCUUUUCCCAUCACAGAAUGAGGCACUGCUCACCCCAACCAGCUCAGAGGAGCACACCCACUCAGACAGCAACAUCUUUGCCACCGAGUUUUCCUCCUUUCCGAAGAAGAACCUCAGGGAGCGGGGAAUGCACGAUAUGAGAUUUGCUGUGGAAGGAGGAAGUAUUUGCAGUGAUAAUUCCAUCAAAAAGGAGGAUCACUCAUCACACUCAUCUACCUGUGUGGUAGACACAACUACCAAAGGGGAAGAUUUGGCAGGCUGGAGAGGUCACUUUGGCAGCUCUGCUCUCCGAGGUCUGCUGGCCCUGAGCCUGACUCUCAAUGCCAUCUUCACAUCAGCCUAUGUCUACCGGAGCCUGCGUUGAUUUGAACCAACACUCCUUUGCUUCCUGGUCCCACCCGCUUCUGAGGAGAUGAGAAUUCAACCACAGCUUCACACCUGAUGGCUGUGCCACUGGUACAUGGUGGUUUCUGACAAAACUACUGUAUACUCAGCUGUUAGCACAAGGAACCCAGGAGUCUGCUGCCAUCCCUUCCAGGUAGAACAUUUCACAGGAUUGUCCCUGGAUGUGACAGGCAGAAUUCCCAGAAAGCUCCAGUUGAAAGCAAGAAGCCAGUCAAACACCCCCUCGCUUUCUUUCCAAGGAGCUCACCUCAGACACAAGCCUGAACAUGUGUAAGCUACGUUUGGAGAAACCUGUCCCAACUCUUCUUUCUGACAUAUUAACCUCAUGCUGUGCUGCUGGUAAAAUGAGGAGAAUUAGAACAAAUGAGCUGGAGAAGAGGGAUGGCUUAGGAACUGAUGCUGGGCUUCGGCUGCUGUAACAGUAUUCCCAGUGGCUCCUCUUUUCCCUUUGACUCUCUCCUCUAAAUUAUCAGUGAAUUUUCUUUAGUUGCCUUAAGCUUGCCUAAGCACAUAGGUGACCUUGGCUGCUCUGUCAUAUUCUUGCAUCUUUUAUGUCCAUGUGCUUUCACCUGGGCUGUGCCCUGAGGCCACUUCGACCAGUUGCUGUUGUGGUUGUGCUGGUUCUCAGAAACUGUAUAUAUUCCAACUAGCACUGCUGCUGUAGGUAUGCACAAAUCCUGGACAGACAUCCUUUUGUGCUUUGCUUUACCCAGGAGGCAUUAAUUCUGUGACAAUUAAUUCUGUAAUAAGAAAGGAUCCCCAUGUGAUUUGCACCAUAGUCAAAGGGCUUCAUCUCCCAGCUCUGAUUGCUGAUGUGUUGACUGCAGCAGCCAGUGGCUCGGCUUGUUCUUGCUGUACAUCGCACAAAUCCUGUUCUGUUAGGAGAUGCCUAAGGAGCUGUCUGAUUCUAUGUAUUUCUCCACAAACCUGACACCUCAAUCUGAUAUUGGGAUUUGCUGAGUAACCAUUUCAACUAUUUCUUAGUUAAAUGCCAAGGUGCUGUCAAUGAGAAACACCAAACCUGCUUCUGGACAAUUCUGCCUUCUGAAUAGACUCCUCUUCUGUAACCCAACAGAAGUAGCCCAAGAGUUUAAAAAGCAGUGUAUCAUUUGGGCACUUCUGCUUUUGGGUGAGUCUUCAGCAUUGCUUGCAGUUCAGGGGCCAUUUAGAGCAUUGUGCUGAAUACUCAAAAACAUUUAGUACAUCUUAGGGAAAUAAAAAAUCUUGGUCUUUGUCCUUUGAUUCUUAAAUCCCAAGUGCAGAGAGAAGGUUUACCAGUGUGUCAAGGAUACCUAGUGAAAAGAGAGAUGACUAACAUUAACUAUGUAUUUCCUGAAGCAGGAGUGGCUCAUGAGUUGUUUGUUGUUUCUUCCUUUGGGCUCCCUUACCUCAACCUUCUUUCUUCUUUUCCUCACCCCAUUGCCCCAUGUUUGCAUCUUGAAUUAUGCUUACUGUGUCUUUUCCUCUCUUUCAGUUCUGCUGCUGUUCUCUCUCUUGUACUCUUGCAUGUGCACAGGAACAAAAUGUAUCUCUGCUGAUAAUUCUCUGCUCUGGACCUGAAACUCACACCUCAGAGUUAUGAUCACCAUUCUUUUCACUUCAUUUUCUUUCUUGCAUGUUUGAUUUGAGUUACUAACACAGCCUCACUUAGUGCACCAUGAGUGAUAAUGAGCAUGUUAUAUGACAGGUUAAAUAGGGCUUUACUAGUGGUGAUUCAAGCACUGAAAAAUUCUCUGUCUGUUCCAUUUUUUCCUGCAUGGUUUAGCAGCCUGCUUCCAGCUGCUGCUCCCCACCCUCCCUUGUUAGUGAGACCUCAUCACCUGCUCUGCAUCUUCCAGGCAGAGGACAGGCCUCUGCCCACACAUGCUGAUCUGAGAGACUGUGGAGAUGUCAUUCCUGACUCUGCCUCUUUGCUUCAGCCUCCAUAGAGGGUCAGUAAUGGGCUGCACAGACAGCACCUUGUACAAAGCCUUAGAUCCAGGAUGGAGACCCACAGCAGAAGAAUGUGCUGCAGGCUGACGAUUAAUUCUUCUCUAACCUGCAUGAAUUGUUCCUUGUAGUCCAACUGUUCCCGUAACCUUGCUAUUAAGAGAUUUUUGUCCCUUUUAUAAGCUUCUGCAGGCUCACUUGAGUACCUGCGUGUAAGCAAGAUGCCAGCAGAUCAACUUAACAAGCUUCUAUUUAAACCUUUGCUGUUUGAGUUUGAUGAUGUCCUUGUGCAGUGUGUGACAUCCCAUUCAUGGAUCCUUGUCCUAACUUCCAGUUACCCAGGGGCCUCCUAUGCAGAGACGAGCCUGCCAGAGAAUACUGUGGGUUUGCUUGUCUUUAUGAUGCCAACAGAUGUGCACUGUGACUUCAUGUAUGCAAACUUCCCACUUCCACCUCCCAGUCUGUGCUGAGUUUUACCAUCAUGCUCACCCAGAGUCCAUGUUGGUCUCUACCAGAUUGCAAUACAAAAUUUUCUUCUCCUUUCUGGCAACCCAGGAGCUGCAGCCUCUCAACACACCUCUUCUUGCCUGUAUUCCAGAACACUUCAACCUGUCACCAUACUUCUGAAUCUGCUCCCUGAAACUGUUGAUGGAAGGGUAUUUUGCUCACCUUGUCCAAAGCAAUAUAAAGACUUUGGAUUUUAUUGCUGAAGAGGAAAGACCACCAACUUUUUCAUUCUGGUGCUAGAACACUCUCCAGUGGUGCUUUCACAGUUGUGAAGCCUUUGCUUGAAUAGUGCACACGAGUGUAUAUAUAUAUGUGUGUGUGUGUGUGCAUGUACAUGCAGAUAUAUCAAAACACUUGGAGGGUUUCUUCAUUUCAAGUAACUUGAGCCCAUAUUUGUCUCUAUAUUGUUAGCCUUAAUCUAGCUCUUAAAUACUGUGUCUAUCUUGCUGCUCUUUCCUGUAUGAAGCUGGUUUGGAGGAAACAAAAGAUUAUCUGGUCCCCCUGUAAAGGUCUUCGUGGCUGAUGCUGUUGAUGUCCAUACAGUGUUGUUCAGGGGUGACAUUUUAUUUUUCUAAUGUUUUUCCUACUGUUAAAACUGUUGGGAGUGUAUGGAAUGGAAAAGAUCUUUACUGAGUGUUCUGGUAAAGAUUCGAGCACUGCUUGAUACUACCAACAAUUAAUGAUCAGGAGGGCUAUGUAAAUGAGAAAAGGUUCCCAAACCUUUUCCAUUACCUGCCUUCCCUUCAAUACACCCUGGUACGUUUUCUUUGGCUCUCAGCUUGUUGGGCACGUUCUGAGACCUUGCAGACACUGUCAGUGAUUUUGCUGUUCCUAAAUUUAAUCUGGUUCCAGUUCCACAGUCUGUGUAGCUUGGCAGGUGUGCCAAAUAUGAUGCACAUAUCUAUUUGAUGGGAUAGAGGGAACUGGUAGAACGAGUUGCUGAUUUCUGAAGGCCAUCAUAUCUUUUUAUGGAGGAUCUUGGGCAUGAAAUUGGUCACUGUGGCAAGGUGGAAAAAAACCCUCAUUGCUGGCAUAUGGAGGCCAGAUUCACUGAAUUUUAGGCUGUGUGCUCAAGCAACAAGUUUGGCCUGUGAAUGUUUUAUUCCCACUCUCUCUCCUUGGGUGAUGGGAGCAUCUGUAAAACGCUGCUGAACUGACUGGGUUCCUUAAAACAGGGCAGCUGGAAUCAACAGCUUCUGUGGCCUGUGGAUGCUGCUACAUUUUCUCUUCCAAGCACCAUUCCUGGAAAUAACUAUGGUCUUAACCUCUCUCACAGACAUUUGUUAGGGUCAGCUUGGCCAAGACUUUAGGGGUUUUUUUUAAAUAUAUGUUGCAUCCAGAAAUGAUCAUCACUGUGUCCUGUGGUGGGAGUAAGGGACAGAGUACUUCUGGAGCGGGUAUCUAGAGAGUGUGAGAAGGACAAUUUUGAGUCCUAAACCUUAUUUCCUGUGAAAGAAAUACUGUAUAUCAUGUGUGUGUACUUGUUUGGGGAGCUCUGACACUGUUCAGUUUAGUGAAAUGCGCUCCAAAGGAGGAGAAGCUGUUCCUCAGAGGUUUUUAGUUCAUGCUUUGUGUUUAAAGAGGAUUAUUUUUCUUUAAAAAAUAAAAAUGAGUAAGUUUUCA